This is a messenger RNA of Bicyclus anynana (squinting bush brown), 1342 nucleotides long. Its product is annotated as trans-1,2-dihydrobenzene-1,2-diol dehydrogenase-like. Gene Ontology annotation, molecular function: nucleotide binding. Lineage: Eukaryota; Metazoa; Arthropoda; Insecta; Lepidoptera; Nymphalidae. The transcript has 6 exons. The record is from RefSeq and is a predicted model, not a curated record. The coding region runs from base 200 to 1213 and encodes 337 amino acids.
AAGUACAUAUGAAUGCCCUUAUGUCUUUGUAUGUGAUAUGCAAUUAUAAACAGUAACUACGUUAGAUAAACACACAAGUGUUUUCCUAUCGCGAUGACAUUGCAUACAUAAAUCAAAGAUUCUUGUUAUAACUUCAUUUACAAGUGUCUGUUUCAAAGUAGAAACCUACGGGUAUUUUGUGGUUUUCUGACUCUUGAAGAUGACCAUUCGUUGGGGUAUUGUCAGUUCGGGGAAGAUUUGCCAUGAUUUCGUGAACGCAAUUAACUCUUACCCAGAAAAGGGAGAUAUGGUGGUAUCAGCCGUAGCUGCUCGGGAGAAGUCCAGAGCAGAGGAGUUUGCUAAAUGUCACAACAUUCCUAAAGUUUUUGGAUCCUACGCUGAGAUGGCCAAAAGCAAAGAUAUCGAUAUUGCCUACGUCGGUGCUCUUAAUCCCUACCACUACGAACUUUCAAAACUAUUCCUUGAAUCCGGCAAACAUGUGCUAUGCGAAAAGCCGUUAUGUUUAAAUUACAAACAGAGCGAAAGCUUGAUUAAAAUAGCUAAAAAGAAAAACCUGUUUUUAAUGGAAGCAGUUUGGUCGAGAUUUUCUCCACUGUACAUCAGCUUGGAAAAAGAGAUUAACUCAGGCAAACUUGGGCAAGUGCAGUUUGUUGAAGUUAACUUGGGACAUCCUAUAGCCAACAUUGGUCGUAUUAGUAAAAAGGAAUUAGGCGGCAGUGCCAUACUAGAUAUGGGCGUCUACGCUCUACAAUUCGCACAGUUUAUUUUCAAAGAGGAACCGAUCAAGGUGACCGCGGUCGGUGAACUGAACCAAGAGGGAGUGGAUCUGGUUGAUACAGUGGUGCUGCAAUACACUGGCGGGAGGCGCGCUGUGCUCAAUAUACAUUCUAAAGUGAAGCUAUGGAACAAAGCGACUGUAGUCGGCACUCUAGGCCGAUCUACGAUUGAAGACCCUUUCCACUUCCCUAACCAAUUGACGCACGUCGACGGCAGUGUGGAAUGUUUCUGUUUGCACGCAUCACCUAAGGAAUACAACUUCGAAAACAGCGCUGGGUUAGUUUACGAAGCUCUUGAAGUGGGGCGUUGCAUAAAAAAUGGUUUAAAAGAAUCACCACGAAUGACGCACAAGGACAGUCUCAUACUCUCCAAACUCAUGGACGCAGUUCACAAACAAGUUGGAGUGCACUUGGAUGCUGAUGAUGAGAACUAUUGAGAAUUCAUAACAAACUAGCGGACGCUCGCGACUUCGUCCGCCCUGAGACAUUUGGCCCUGUUGUAAAAUCCGUUCAUUACACAUAUGUAAUGUUAUAAAGAGGUAUGAUUUAAAUUAUUAUGCUGUCAU